AUGAAAUUGAUAAGUUGCAAUCAAGUUUUCAUCAAUGGGAAAGAAUUCUCCCCGACACUGGAGAACAAGUACAUCUCACGAAAGAGCUACUUGCUAAUUGUGAGAGCAUCAAAUGGCAGGAAGGUAGAUGAGUUGAACAAAACAAUAGAUGUGGCAGCAAAAUAUCCUUCUUGGUAUGGCAUUGAUAAUAGAGAACUUGAAAGCCGGAGAAGAUGGACCAUCACUACUCGUACUCAGGUAGGAGAUGUGAAAAAAUCUGUAGUAGCCCGAAAAGAAAAUGGUAAUUCCGCAAGUGCAAUACGCCGUGAAUUAAUGAAACUGCCAAUUUCGCAUCAGUCGGACAGAUCAUAUCAGGAUAGUGCAGAAGAUAAUGAUGACUUUAUCGCAUCAGAAUCAGAUAGACAAAUGCUUCUUAUAAAUGGUUCUAUGCAGCAGGAUGAGGAGUUGGAUGAACUUAGUGCAAGUUUUGAGAGAAUUGGAGGUGUUGGCCUUACAAUACAUGAAGAACUUAUUGCACAGGUGAAGAAAAUAAUAGAUGACUUGGGUACUGAAAUGGACAGUACAACAAACCGACUGGAUUUUGUUCAGAAAAAAGUGGCUAUGGUUAUGAAGAAGGCAAGUGCUAAGGGCCAGAUUAUGAUGAUAUUAUUUUUGCUAGUUUUGUUCAUUAUUCUAUUCAAUCUGGUCUUCCUCACUUAGUCUUCUGAUUGUUAUACACAAGUCUGAUAUUUGGAUAUAACCAUCGGAGCUGCGGAACAUAGAGGAGUUGGUUGGUAUGAUAUCAAAGUGUUGAAUAAACAAUGAUCAGAACAUGCUGAAUGAAGAAAGCAUUUUUCUUCUCUGCAUGUGAAAUUGUUGAACUUGAUUUAGGAUUAUGUAAGACAUGGAUAUAUGUAUAUGUAUACUUCUAAUUGUAAUAUAUGUAAAAACAAUUUAAAUAAUUGAGU
Molecule: messenger RNA, 947 nt
Organism: Gossypium arboreum
Lineage: Eukaryota; Viridiplantae; Streptophyta; Magnoliopsida; Malvales; Malvaceae
Product: syntaxin-61-like
Exons: 7
Coding region: 1-699 (232 amino acids)
Biological process (GO): Golgi vesicle transport
Cellular component (GO): membrane
Source: RefSeq, a predicted model, not a curated record